Molecule: messenger RNA, 423 nt
Organism: Protopolystoma xenopodis
Lineage: Eukaryota; Metazoa; Platyhelminthes; Monogenea; Polystomatidea; Polystomatidae
Source: the annotation of a GenBank genome assembly
UUGUCUUCCUUUUCUCAUCCUCAACUUGCGCCACCUCCUUAUUCUCCGAUUCCUCCUCCUUCUUUUUUUUUCUCUUUUCUUAUCCUCCACUUUCUCUUUCUUGUUGGUCACUGCUGCCAUCCGCUACAGAAAAUAAUAUGGCUCUCUUUAAACAAAAAGAAGGAGAAGAAGAAGGAGAGGAACAAGAAGAAGGGUGAGCAGGAAAGGGAGGAGGAGGAGAAAGAGGAAGAGAAGAAGGGGAAUAUGGGGAUGAAACUUUUGUUCAGGCCGGCCGAACAUGCUGUCCACGACAUUGUUUUGCCAGUAUUCUUCUCUUCUCGUUCCCCAUCGCAACUGGCCUUGACGCGAUUUGGCCAUUCCCGCCAAAAUGACCUGCCAUCUUUUCCUUCUUCGGACAACUGGGCCGUGGUGCUCACCUCCUAA